Aegilops tauschii subsp. strangulata is the source of this 339-nucleotide messenger RNA. The record is from RefSeq and is a predicted model, not a curated record. NCBI's taxonomy places the organism in Eukaryota, Viridiplantae, Streptophyta, Magnoliopsida, Poales, Poaceae.
AUGGACGAGGACGGCGAGGAAGGCGUGGACGAGGAUGACGAGGACGAUGUGGAGGGCGAUGACGAGGAUGACGAGGACGACGAGGAGGCUGGUGACGAGGAUGACGAGGACGACAAGGUGGAGUUCUAUCUCGGUGAGGCGGCCUUGAUGGCGGAGCAGACCGCUAUCCUAGAGUCCAUCCAAGAUGAGGCGUACGUGGAGUCCAACCGGCGCUUCCUUCGGGAAGAACAGGCGAAGACCGAUGUGCUCUUCGACGAGCUGGAUGCGGAGCAGGAGGCGGAGGCCGACGACGUCGAUGUCAGAAUGGAGAUAGUGGACUUCUCCGACGACGGGGAGUAG